CCAACACUCACUUGGGGUUAUACGCUGUGAAGCGUUGCACACGAAACAUAGAACAGUGAAUUGAGGAGGAAAUACCUCGGGUACACACUGUUUUUGGCCGAAAUUAACGGUAGAAGGUUUUUUUUACUGCGUUACCUGCGCGUAACAGUGUGUCUCUCUCGCCUCUUGUAUUUGUUGUUACCAGAAAGGCGUUUCGAGUUUGGAUGCAAAGGUCUCAUACAAGUACUGCUGCAGAGAAUGGCACGGACAGUCUUUAAACUUUGAAGCCCCGAGCUGAUCUGGUUGUGAAGGGGAAGCGGGAGCACCAUAGAAGAAGAAGGCGAAGGAUCCUCCACAGCGCGAGUGAGGGAGACAGGAGGAGGAGGAGAAGAGGAGGCGGAGGAGGAGGAGGAGGUGUAGCAGUAGGGUUGGAGCGAUGGAGACCACUUCCACCGAGCAGGCGGCCACCGUAGAGGACCUGGUGGAGUCCUGCAUCCAAGCCUUUGAUGAGAAGGGCGCGCUGAAGGACUCGUCGGUCGUGCGUAUGUUUCUGAUGAUGCACCCCUGGUACCUGCCCUCCACCGACAUGGCCAAGAGGCUUGUGCUCAAGUCCCAGGAGGAGAGCUGCACCGCUGAGCUGAGGACCAGGAUCUGUCACCUGGUCAAAUACUGGAUCUCAGAGUUCCCGGCAGAGUUCAACCUGAACCCGGAGCUGGCGGAGCAGAUCAAAGACCUCAAAGAUCAACUGGUCACCGAGGGCAACGAGAGCCAGAGUCAGCUCAUUGACAUCGACAGUGUGCCGUCCUACAAGUGGAAGCGGCAAGUGACGCAGCGCGUACCCUCCAUCUCCAAGAAGAGGAAGAUGUCCCUCCUCUUCGACCACCUGGACUCCUGCGAGCUUGCCGAGCACCUCACCUACCUGGAGUACAAGUCCUUCUGCAAGAUCCUGUUCCAGGACUACCACAGCUUCGUGAUGCACGGCUGCACGGUGGAUAACCCCGUGCUGGAGCGCUUCAUCACGCUCUUCAACAGCGUGUCCCAGUGGAUCCAGCUCAUGGUGCUCAGCAAGCCCACCGCCCCCCAGAGGGCCGCUGUCGUAUCGCACUUCAUCAGGGUGGCCCAGAAGCUGCUGCAGCUGCAGAACUUCAACACGCUGAUGGCGGUGGUGGGCGGGCUCAGCAACAGCUCCAUCUCCCGCCUCAAGGAGACGCAGGCGCACAUCAGCGCCGACACCAACAAGGUCUUCAACGAUCUGAUCGAGCUGGUGACCUCGUGCGGCAACUACAGCCAGUACCGUAGGCGCUUCGCCGACUGCACCGGCUUCCGCUUCCCCAUCCUGGGCGUGCACCUGAAGGACCUGAUCGCCGUGCACGUGGCCCUGUCCGACUGGGCCGACAAGGAGAAGAGCCGGGUCAACCUGGCCAAGACCCAGCAGCUCUACGCCAUCCUGCAGGAGCUGGCGCUGGUGCAGACCACGGCGCCCAGCAUCGACGCCAACACCGACCUGCUCAACCUGCUCACCGUAUCCCUGGACCAGUACCACACGGAGGAGGAGAUCUACCAGAUGUCCUUACAGAGAGAGCCCCGCAGCACCAAACCAGCGCCAAACUCCAGCGUCAGCGCCCCGCAGCCCGACCCCAAGCCCACCAUGAUCGACGAGUGGGCCGGGUCGGUGAAGCCCAGCGCGGACCCCACCGUGAUCCGGAAGCACAUCGAGCAGAUGGUGGAGUCCGUGUUCAAGAACUUUGACGCCGACGGCGACGGCCACAUCUCCCAGGAGGAGUUUGAGGCCAUCAGGAACAACUUUCCCUACCUCAGCAAGUUCGGAGAGCUGGACAAGAACCAGGAUGGCAAGAUCAGCCGGGAGGAGAUGAUCGACUACUUCAUGAAGGCCAGCUCUCUGCUCAACUGCAAGAUGGGCUUCAUCCACACCUUCACCGAGGCCACCUACGUCAAGCCCACCUUCUGCGAGAACUGCGCCGGAUUUAUAUGGGGCUUCUACAAACAAGGCUACAAGUGUAAAGCGUGCGGCAUCAACUGCCACAAGGCGUGCCGCGCCCGCCUGGCCGUGGAGUGCCGCAAGCGCACCAAGAGCAUCAGCCACGAGUCUCCCCCCCUCCUGGCGGCCCGCUCCUACAGCUUCCCCCCGCCGGCCAACACCCCGCCCAGCCUGCAGGACUCGGUGAUUGCAGAGGAGGACAUAGAAACAGUGGAAGAGGGUGUGUUUGACAUCCACCUAUAAGACGAUGGCUCCGUGUAGAACAGACCAAUCAGCGCUAUUCUGAGGAGCUGCCGUGUAUGUGUCUGAGAAGAUUGCAAUUGCGCUGAACACAAAAUGGAACGGCUACAUGCUGCCACCCAGUGGACGCACGCCGCUACUGCAACAACAACAAAACUAAAACCACUUCCUGCCACUAACUAAGAAUGUGAUGAGAAAUGUGAACUCAGAUCACAAUGUCCGGGUUUUUCUAUGUGAAACCCUGCAUUUUGAUUACAUGUGAAACCCAAAGUGUUAUGUAGAAAUAAAUCAGUGGAAUAUUCAUAUAAAUAUAUAUUCAAAAGAUAUCCACACAAUUGUAUUUUCUGUAUGAAGAUUUUACCAUUAGUCUAUUUUGUGGAUUAAUAUGCUUGACUGCCAAUGGGAAUGCCUGACUGUAUAAUACAUAGUUUCCUUUAAAAAGUAAAUAGGUGCUAUUGCCAAGAAUGUUAAAGAAAGCUUAUUUUAUUGUCUUUCUAUGAGAAACUUGGCUGUCUCAGCUUUUUAUCUCCGUUUGUAUUGUCUUCUUUCAAAGUCGAUUUACAGCGAACCAUUAUGAAGCGAUUUUGAUGUCAGAUAAAACGCACGCAAAAAAAGAAAAGAAAAACAAAGAAACACAACGCUGAAAACAUAAUUGCGAGGUAGCUCACUUUGACAACAACCACACAAGAGUGACAACGGUUCCCGUGGCUGUGGUUGACAGUUAUAAUUACAAUAGACUCCUUUAUUCUGUCAUGUUGUUAAUAUAAGAAUAUAAAACCAGAAUAUAAGUAUAAGUCUGUUUGUAGCGUAAUUGCCCUUGUGUUGUUGUCAGUAUAAAGUAUCCUACUGUUUAUAUUUUUUACAAGCCAAUGGAUAUACUCUAUCUCCAUGAAGUAUUAUGAAUGUAGCAGCAUCAACACACGUUACUUAUUCUGACUCAAAUCCUCAUGUUAGUGUUACUAUAUUGAGGUAGACGUAAUAUUCAGGACAUAUCAAGUGUUAAACGGGUUUCUUCCGCCCUCUACAGGACAUCAGUGGUGACAUGAAAAGAUUGCAUUGAGAAUAUUUAUUUUGAUGCGAUGCAAGCUCAAUCUUGGUAUGUAACCGUGUUGCUAUGCGUCUACAAAUCUGGACUUUAAAUCAAAAAAAAUGUUUCGUCUUAAACAAGAUAGAAAAAAAUAAGAUAAAUGAAUGAUAAGUGAGCAAUCUUUUUGUAUAUAAUGUGGCAUCCUGCUCGACGUGAAGACCAGUCCAUGUGAAUGAAGUGUUCAGGCUGAUGCAAAUGUUAUAUUGUGGUCUGUGUACAGUUCUCUUGAUAUGAAAAAAAUUACAGCUUGCUCCACUCAAAUGUGCUUGUAUGGUUAUACACGUCUUUGUGACAAUAACAUGUGUGUAAUAAUAACAAUGAUAUACAAAGUGAA
Messenger RNA from Gadus morhua (Atlantic cod), 3639 nucleotides. Its product is annotated as RAS guanyl-releasing protein 2. Bases 416 to 2221 code for a protein of 601 amino acids. Gene Ontology annotation, cellular component: plasma membrane. Gene Ontology annotation, molecular function: guanyl-nucleotide exchange factor activity; calcium ion binding. Gene Ontology annotation, biological process: Ras protein signal transduction. The transcript is spliced from 17 exons. The record is from RefSeq and is a predicted model, not a curated record. NCBI's taxonomy places the organism in Eukaryota, Metazoa, Chordata, Actinopteri, Gadiformes, Gadidae.